CAAAUCCGGCGGCCAGCGACCGUAUCGGCAAAGGCGAAAACUUUGAUCCCCUCCGUAGGCAACCCUUUUUCCCCAUCACAGCUCGGUGUUUUCUUCCUCAGGAGAAGUUUGUCGGUGUUCUUGAACUAUAGCUCAUUAGUUAAACCAGUGACGGUACAUGUGAUUGAUUAUGGGGGUAAAAGUGGAUGAUAAUGUAAUGGUGAUUGAUGUUGAAUUUGAUGGUCUUCAUCCUGUGGUUAGUGUCGAUGCUCCAGAGUCAUUUCGCCAUAGAUUGAGCUAUUCCCGUGCAGUAAAACUAGGGAAUAAAGUCUCAUUUCAGCUGCUACUUAGAAUUUAUGAUGAUGGUGAAGAUGGGGAUGGUGAAAACUGCGGUGGAUGUAAUGUGGGCUGUGAUGAAGUGAAGGAGGAAUAUCAUGAGAUUUCCGGUGAUGAUGAUGAAGAUGAUUGUGUUAAAGGGCAUGCUUGCAGACCAACGAAACCACCAGAUAAAAGGUACGAUGAGGAAGCCUCUCCUGGUAACGGUCCUGGUUCGAGAAAAGAUGAACGUGGUGAUGAUUCUUUUGACUGUAAAGAUUUUGAAAAAGGUUCUUAUGGAAAGCUUGAAGAAGAAGAAGAAGAGUGUGAAAAACCUCGCCCUCCUAAGUGUGAAUCUGGUUUUGACGAUAUGAAGGUGCCUACCAAUGAUAAUCCUCGGAGUUCAAAUUCGGGUCCAGGAGAUAAUCCGGAGAAGAAGCCUGAUGAGGAUUGCUUUGAGGGAAAUAAGACACUUGGGGAAGAUGAAAAUUAUGUCCCUGAAGAAUGUCAGACUCCUGAGUACUGUAAUGGCACUACCUUUCAACAAGAGGAAAAAAGAACCAAUGAUCAUCAGUUUGAUUGCCGUGGAAGUUUUUCUUUCGAUGAGGAACAAUAUGCUGAGUUUGUAUCCGACUUCCGUCCCCCUCAAAGCAGCAAUCCAUCUCAUCCAGCUACAACUAAGUACGCUAGCCAUGUUGUUCAGGACAGUAUAGUUGACGAGCGAGAGAAAAUGAAGAAGACCGAUGAAUACAAACGUGCAGUUGAAGCAGAAUGGGCAGCAAGGCAGCAGGAAAUUCAAAAUCAGGCAGAAGAGGCACAAAGAUUGCGUAAGAAAAGAAAGCUUGAGAUCAGUGAGGCAAUAAAGAAGGCACAAGAGGCAGAGAGACAGCUAAAGAGGAAGAAGGAAGCUGAGUUGCGUGCUUCAGAGAUUAAGACGAGGCAGGAACAGCGAGUAAAAGAAAUGAGGGAGGCAAAGAAGAAGGAUGAGCUAGAUGGGAAGGCGAAAGAGAGAUAUCGUGCUGAAAUUAAAAGGAAAAUUUCUCUGCUGCAAGUUCAAUGCAGAGACUUGCCAUCACUGCUACGCAAUUUGGGGUUCAGAAUUAAUGGUGGCGCCACUCCUUCUCCAGAAGAGUUGCCCAGACCAAAAUGCAUAGGGUUCCUACUGAUAUCAGUGUAAAUGGUGAUUUUUUCCCCUCCAGGUGCGUAAGGCUUGUAGAGAAGCUUUGCUGAAGUACCAUCCUGAUCGAUGGCCGAAAACUGACAUUCGUCAGCAGGUUGAGGCCGAGGAAAUGAUCAAACUUAUUAAUCUGAUGAGAGGAUAGUUCUUCUCUUCAGUCUUCACUACUGAUGUCAGAGAACUAGUUGUAACAUAACCAAAUACUUACAAACUGGUCUUUCCAAUCUAUCUUUGUAAGCCUCUGUUAGUUUAUAACCUGAUUCAAUCUGACUAAGGAUAGAAGAAAUGGUAAUAGAGGGAGCGAUCAUCUUGUUACAAGCAAACGUAGCUCGGUUAAUAGUUUUGUCGAGCUUGUAAAUUAGUGAUUAUUUUGUUACUGGUUUAUUAAACCCUCAAUAUAAUCUCACCUUAUAUUUGA
Linum tenue is the source of this 1889-nucleotide messenger RNA. Lineage: Eukaryota; Viridiplantae; Streptophyta; Magnoliopsida; Malpighiales; Linaceae. The record is from the annotation of a GenBank genome assembly.